AUGUCAUCAAGCAACCAGGUGCAGAAUACACCGUCAACACAUCACAAUGAAUCGACAUCCCAAUCACAACAAGACACGUCCCAAGUCAGCGAACUUGCAAACCCCUUUGAUGGCAUUCUUCGAACAGAGUCUGGCCGCGAAACAUAUUUUCCAGAUGGGCACCAGUCGCCAGAAGUUCAACGCUCAACAUCACGUGGUAGCUAUGGACUGUUUCCGAUCACAGGGAAGCACGACACCCACACCUCCGGCAAUUACGCAGCAGCUGAAGAUCAUGAACUUCUCGAAAAGGUCGCAACAGGGAGCUCGAGCGACUCUUCAUUUACACGCUAUGGCUCCAAUGGCCAGCGGAUCAGGAAAGGAACCAAGAUCUCAGAUACCGAUGACAGUGAGGGCUCACCCAUGGAGCGCACAGUGACAAAGUCUGAGAUCAAUAACGAAGAGAGGAGAGACCUCCAGCGUGCUCUCACCAGCCUGAGCAUGUCUCGACAAGGAACACGCCAUAGCAUUGCAGAGCCAAACGACCCGAGCAUGGACCCCAGCAGCGACCAGUUCGAUCUCACAAAAUUCUUGCGUUCUUUCAGACACUACCUCGAGGAAGAGGGAGUUGAGAUGAAGCAGCUUUCUGUUGUCUACAAGAACCUUAGUGUGUUCGGAUCGGGCGCAGCACUGCAGCUGCAGAAGACUGUCACAGAUAUGCUUUUGGCACCUCUUCGACCACAGGAGUUCUUUAGCUUUGGCAAGAAGGACCGCAAGCAAAUUCUUCACAGUUUUGAUGGCAUCAUCAAGGCUGGUGAGCUUUGCGUGGUUCUUGGUCGCCCCGGAUCUGGAUGUUCCACUCUUUUGAAGGCGUUGACUGGUGAGCUUCACGGCCUCGAGAUCGAUGGAUCUGAAGUUCAUUACAAUGGUAUUGAGCAGCACAAGGUCAUUAAGGAGUUCAAGGGAGAGACAGUGUACAACCAAGAGGUUGAUAAGCACUUCCCUCACCUGACGGUCAGCCAAACCUUGUCUUUCGCAGCUGCGGUCCGUACCCCGUCACACCGGCCCCACGAAACUUCCCGCAAGGACUUCGCCAAGUACAGCGCAGAGGUCGUAAUGGCUGUGCUUGGUCUGAGCCACACAUACAACACUAAAGUCGGAAACGACUUUGUUCGUGGAGUCAGUGGUGGAGAGAGGAAGCGUGUCUCCGUUGCAGAAAUGCUGCUCGCUGGUGCUCCUUUCGCCUCUUGGGACAACAGUACCCGCGGUCUGGAUUCGGCUACUGCGCUCAAGUUUGUUCGCUCAUUGCGAAUUGGAUCUGACAUGACUGGCGGAGCCGCCGCAGUUGCCAUCUACCAAGCCUCCCAGUCAGUGUACGAUUGCUUCGAUAAGGCAGCAGUCUUGUAUGAAGGUCGCCAGAUUUACUUCGGCCCAGCCAAUAAAGCACGAAGCUACUUUGAGCGCCAGGGUUGGUACUGUCCUCCUCGUCAAACCACCGGUGAUUUCUUAACAGCUGUCACCAACUCUGACGAGCGACAACCCGCCAAGGGCUGGGAGAAUAAAGUUCCUCGCACACCAGAAGACUUCGAGAGGUACUGGCGCGAAUCACCCGAGUACCAGAGAUUGCUCAAGGAAAUCCAGGAGUUCGAGCAGGAGAAUCCUGUUGGUCAACACUCUACACUCCACGAGUUUCGUCAGAAGAAGAACUACAUCCAGGCCAAGCACACACGCCCCAAGUCUCCGUAUCUAAUCAGCAUUCCCAUGCAGAUCAAGCUCAACACCGUUCGAGCAUACCAGCGAAUUUGGGGCGACUUUGCCUCCACCGCCACUCAGGCAAUGCUCAACCUCAUUAUCGCUCUCAUUGUCGGUUCGAUCUACUUCGGUCAUUCGCAAGGCACAAGCUCUUUCCAGGGCAGGGGUGCUGUUCUGUUUUUGGCUGUGCUCUUCAACGCCCUGACUUCCAUUGGUGAAAUCAGUGGACUGUACUCCCAAAGGCCUAUCGUCGAAAAGCACAACUCUUACGCGUUCUACCAUCCAGCUACAGAGGCCAUAGCAGGCAUCGUCGCAGACGUACCUGUCAAGCUACUGCAAGCAACCGUGUUCAACAUCGUCUUGUACUUCCUUGCUCAGCUUCGGUACACACCUGGUCAAUUCUUCCUCUACUUCCUGAUCACCUAUAUUACCACCUUUGUCAUGGCUGCUAUCUUCCGUUCGACAGCUGCUUUAACGAAGACAGCAUCGCAAGCCAUGGCGUUAGCAGGAGUCUUGGUCCUCUUCCUCGUCAUCUACACUGGAUUCGUCAUUCGCAUUCCGUCUAUGCAUCCCUGGUUCUCUUGGAUUCGAUGGAUCAAUCCGGUAUUCUACGCUUUCGAAAUCUUGGUUGCUAACGAAUUCCACGGUGUCCAAUUUCCUUGUGAUCAAUUUAUCCCGAUGGGACCAGGAUACACGCAAACCGGCACCAAUUUUAUCUGCAACUCGCAAGGAGCAACUGCAGGACAGGCAUUCGUCUCCGGCGACGAUUUUAUUGCAGUUGCCUAUGAGUAUUCCUUCUCUCACGUUUGGAGAAAUUUCGGCAUCCUCGUCGCUUUCUUAAUCUUCUUCAUGGUCAUCUACUUCGUCGCUGUCGAGCUCAACUCGUCUACCACCAACACUGCCGAACAGCUCGUCUUUCAGCGUGGCCAUGUUCCCGCCUACAUGCAAGAGAAGGGUGGCAAGCAGUCUUUCGAAGAGGUUGCUGCCAAGCCCGCUGCUCAGGCUGAAGGUGGAGAGACCGAUGUCAGCGCUAUCGAAGAGUCCAAGGGUAUCUUCACGUGGAGAGAUGUUGUGUACGACAUCGAGAUCAAGGGGGAGCCUCGCCGACUGUUAGACCAUGUUUCCGGUUACUGCAAGCCCGGAAGUUUGACGGCUCUCAUGGGUGUCAGUGGUGCUGGCAAAACGACUCUUCUCGACUCGCUCGCCCAACGAACUACCAUGGGCGUCAUCACCGGUGAUAUGCUUGUCAAUGGAAAGCCUCUUGAUCCGAGUUUCCAACGUUCCACAGGCUACGUCCAACAGCAGGACCUGCAUCUCGAGACCAGCACCGUUCGCGAGGCGCUUCGGUUUUCAGCCUUUUUGCGUCAGCCUAAGUCGGUGCCCAAGCAGGAGAAGUACGACUAUGUUGAGGAGGUUAUCAAGAUGUUGAACAUGGAAGAAUUCGCUAAUGCCGUUGUUGGUGUGCCUGGAGAGGGUCUCAACGUUGAGCAGCGCAAGCUUCUCACGAUUGGCGUGGAAUUGGCAGCCAAGCCGAAGCUUCUGCUCUUCCUUGAUGAGCCUACUUCUGGUCUUGAUAGUCAGAGCUCUUGGUCCAUUAUAUCCUUCCUUCGCAAGCUUGCGUCUGCGGGACAGGCCAUCUUGUGCACUAUCCAUCAGCCAAGCGCCAUUCUGUUCCAGGAGUUUGACCGCCUUCUGUUCCUGGCCAAGGGCGGAAAGACAGUCUACUUUGGUCCGAUCGGAGAGAACUCGCAGAAGCUCCUCCACUACUUCGAAAACAGUGGUGCUCGCAAGUGUGGAGAGGACGAAAACCCUGCAGAGUAUAUGUUGGAGAUUGUCAAUUCCGGAAAGAAUGAUCAAGGAGAAGACUGGUUCGAAGUCUGGAAGAAGAGCGAAGAAGCCGAACAGGUGCAGCGCGAGAUCGACCAGAUUCACGAAGAGACAAGCCACUCCAACCUCAACAUUGCCGAGGAGACUGGCGGCACCGAAUUUGCUAUGCCACUCUGGACUCAGGUGUGGGAGUGCACAUACCGUGUGUUCCAACAAUACUGGAGGAUGCCCGAAUAUGUACUCGCCAAGAUUGCUCUGUGUGUCGUCGCUGGUCUCUUCAUCGGUUUCUCGUUUUACGGCGCCAACAGCACUCAAGCUGGCAUGCAGAACAUCAUCUUCAGUGUGUUCAUGUUGACCACCAUCUUCUCCUCCCUUGUCCAGCAGAUCCAGCCGCUCUUCAUCACUCAGCGCAACCUUUACGAGAGCCGCGAGCGCCCUAGCAAGGCCUACUCUUGGGUCGCUUUCAUGAUUGCCAAUAUCGUAGUCGAGCUGCCAUAUGGUAUCGUCGCCGGUGUUCUCAUGUUUGCGUCAUUCUACUACCCAGUAGUCGGUGCAGGGCAGGCCAGUGCACGCCAGGGCCUGGUUCUUAUGUUCUCGAUCCAGCUCCUUGUAUACACGUCAUCUUUCGCAGCCAUGACCAUUGCUGCUCUGCCGAACGCCGAGACAGCUUCCGGAUUGGUCUCGCUCUUGACAUUGAUGUCUAUCCUCUUCAACGGAGUUCUGCAAACCCCCAGCAACCUUCCAGGGUUCUGGAUCUUCAUGUACCGGGUUUCGCCUUUUACGUACUGGAUUAGUGGGAUCGUCUCCACUAUGCUGGCAGGUCGCGAGGUCGUUUGCAGCUCCACAGAAGUAUCCAUCUUCGACCCACCAUCUGGCCAAACUUGCGGUCAAUACCUUGGCCCCUAUGCUCAAGCCGCAAUGGGAACUAUUCAGAACCCCAAUGCGACUGCAUCGUGCCAGUACUGCGCUCUUUCGAGUGCCGACCAAUUCUUGGCCGGCAGCAGUAUCUAUUACAGCGAACGCUGGAGGAACUUUGGCAUUAUGUUUGCUUUCAUAUCUUUCAACGUCUUCCUCGCUCUGCUUUCCUACUGGCUUUUCCGGGUUGUAAACCUUAGCAACUUCACAGCCAAGUUCCACAAGACCAAGAAAGGCGCGAAGACAAAACGCGCUGCGGAGAAAACCGCAGAUGGUGUGGGUGAGGCAGCAAGGCAAGGCGCGCACCCCGGAAACCGAUCCGGGGAGAAGGACACAGCGUAA
Didymella exigua CBS 183.55 is the source of this 4812-nucleotide messenger RNA. RefSeq lists its product as uncharacterized. The transcript has 3 exons. Gene Ontology annotation, biological process: transmembrane transport. Gene Ontology annotation, cellular component: membrane. The record is from RefSeq and is a predicted model, not a curated record. The coding region runs from base 1 to 4812 and encodes 1603 amino acids. NCBI's taxonomy places the organism in Eukaryota, Fungi, Ascomycota, Dothideomycetes, Pleosporales, Didymellaceae. Gene Ontology annotation, molecular function: ATP binding; ABC-type transporter activity; ATP hydrolysis activity.